AUGGCUACCACCACCAGCAUCUGCAUCCGCCAGUUCUCCACCUGUGGCUCCAUGCAGGGCCUAUGUGUGCCUGGCAGGGGCUUCUCCCGGGUGUCCUCGGUCUGCGGGGGUGCCUGUCUGGCCCCCAGCCUCCUGGGAGCCUGUGGGGGUGGCGGCCUGUCGGUCACUUCCUCCUGCUUCUUGGCCGGCUUGCGGGGUGGCAGCUACGCCUGCAGCCUGGGUGGGGGCUCCGGCUCCGGGGUGUUGGAUGUGCUGCUGGGAGGCAGCGAGAAGGUGACCAUGCAAAACCUCAGUGACUGCCUGGCCUCCUACCUGGACAAGGUGCGUGCGCUGGAGGCGGCCAACGCCAACCUGGAGGUGAAGAUCCGAGACUGGUACCAGAGGCAGAGCUCUGGCCUGGCCUGCGACUACAGCCACUACUUCAAGAUCAUCCAGGACCUGCGCAGCAAGCCUCUCGCCCUCCACAUCCUGGCGGCUGCCAUCGACAAUGCCAGCUUCGUGCUGCAGAUUGACAAGGCCCGCCUGGCGGCAGAUGACGUCCGCACCAAGUACGAGAAUGAGCUGUGCCUGCGGCAGAGCGUGGAGGCCGACAUCAACGGGCUGCGCAGGGGGCCGGACGAGCUGACCAUGACCUGCUCGGACCUGGAGAUGCAGAUCGAGGGCCUCACGGAGGAGCUGGCCUACCUGAAGAGGAACCACGAGGAGGAAAUGAACGCCCUGAGCGGCCGGACUGGCGGGGACGUCAGUGUGGAGAUGGAUGCAGCCCCCGGAGUGGACCUGAGCCGCAUCCUGAACGAGAUGCGCGACCAGUACGAGCAGAUGGCGGAGAAGAACCGCAGGGAGGCCGAGGCCUGGUUCUUCAGCAAGAGGGAGGAGCUGAACUGCGAGGUGGCCACCAACACUGAGGCCCUGCAGAGCAGUAAGAGCGAGAUCUCUGAGCUGCGCCGCUCCGUGCAGAACCUGGAGAUGGAGCUGCAGUCCCAGCUCAGAAUGAAAGCAUCGCUGGAGAACAGCCUGGCGGAGACGGAGGCGUGCUACGGGGCCCAGCUGGUCCAGCUGCAGGGGCUCAUCAGCGGUGUCAAGGUCCACCUGGCCCAGCUGCGCUGCGACAUGGAGUGGCAGAACCAGGAGUACCAGGUGCUGCUGGACGUGAAGACGCGGCUGAAGCAGGAGAUCGCCACCUACCGCCACCUGCUGGAGGGCGAGGAUGCCCACCUGGCCGCUCAGUACUCCUCCUCCCUGGCCCCCAGGGCUGGGCCUGACUCCCCGUGCCUUCCUCCACGCUCGGCCACGGCGACCAGCCGCCAGGUGCGCACCAUCGUGGAGGAGGUCUAGGACGGCAAGGAGGCAGUGUCCUCCCGCGAGCAGGUGCAUUGCUCCACCCACUGA
Molecule: messenger RNA, 1389 nt
Organism: Heterocephalus glaber (naked mole-rat)
Lineage: Eukaryota; Metazoa; Chordata; Mammalia; Rodentia; Bathyergidae
Product: keratin, type I cytoskeletal 42-like
Biological process (GO): epithelial cell differentiation; intermediate filament organization
Cellular component (GO): cytoskeleton
Molecular function (GO): structural molecule activity
Source: RefSeq, a predicted model, not a curated record